This is a messenger RNA of Carica papaya (papaya), 1013 nucleotides long. RefSeq lists its product as uncharacterized. NCBI's taxonomy places the organism in Eukaryota, Viridiplantae, Streptophyta, Magnoliopsida, Brassicales, Caricaceae. The record is from RefSeq and is a predicted model, not a curated record.
ACUCUAGUAAUCAUAUUAUUACGAACCCUUUCCUUUUCUUUUGGUUUGGUGUUCUCGGAUUUCCUCAGUUUUCAAAACCAGUAAUUGAGAGAAUCAUGAUGUCCGCUGCACAAGAUGGAAUCCUAGGCCGACCUAAGGCUGAAUGGACACCAUCUCGUGAUGCUUUCCUUGUUGGGAUUUUCAUCGAACAGCAAAAUCGUGGGAGGACUGCCUACAAUGAAUUCAAAAGUGAAGUUAUUAGAUCUGCUACCCGCGAUUUUAAUAAGAAAUUUAGCAUGAAUUUAGAAGAGAAUCAGAUUAAGAACCGCUACAAUGUAAUGAAGAAAGACUACGGUGUUGUUAAAACUCUACUUAGUAAUCCUGAUUUUUGUUGGGAUGAAACAAGACAAAUGGUGGUGGCUGAUGAUAAAGUUUGGGAUAGCUAUAUUGCAGUGCGAACUGAGGCAAGGCCUUUCCGGCGUAAGAGCUUCCCUCUUUAUAAACAAUUGUCUAUAAUAUUUGAAGGAGAAAGAGUUACUGGAAAAUGCCAAUUUCCCAGUGGAAUUCCUGAAGAGGGAAAUAGCAAUACGGAAACUGUGAGAUCUUCAGAUCCAACAAACUUACCUGCGCAUUUAGUUGAUGCUACUCCUGAUUCUGAUUCAAUAGUCCGCGUAAACGAAACUCAACCAAAGAAGCGCAAAUCUUGUGCACCAAUGACACAAGGUGGCCGAAGGCAAAGAGCAUGCUAUGAUGUUGGAGGGACAAUUGAGAAUGCCUUGUAUGAAAUGUUUUCCACAGCUCGAUUGGAAGCUUUACAAAGAACUAAUGCAUCAGGUGACAUAAUAUUCUAUGGGAAGUGCCUGGAGGAGUUGCAAAAAUUGGAAGAAUUAGAUGAUGGUGAAUUUAUCAAAGCUGUUAAUGUUCUGAAAGAUGAUAAGAAUGCAGUUGCUUUCAUGAAAAUUAAAGGGCCUCGUCGUCUUGUUUGGUUGAGAUCUCUAUGUCAAUGUUAGUUCUUAAAUCUUAUAAUGAGUUUU